Puma concolor (puma) is the source of this 2318-nucleotide messenger RNA. It is a transcript of the gene MOGAT1, whose product is annotated as monoacylglycerol O-acyltransferase 1. Gene Ontology annotation, molecular function: diacylglycerol O-acyltransferase activity. Lineage: Eukaryota; Metazoa; Chordata; Mammalia; Carnivora; Felidae. Gene Ontology annotation, biological process: diacylglycerol biosynthetic process; triglyceride biosynthetic process. Gene Ontology annotation, cellular component: endoplasmic reticulum membrane. The record is from RefSeq and is a predicted model, not a curated record.
CAGUGGUAAAUUGUCAGCACUCAGACCUGGGUAGAGGCAAGCAGGUGAAGCAAGAUGAAAUGAUCCUGGUAGGAGUGAGAGCAAAGGACACCCUUUUGGCUGUGCCCCCAGAGUCAUGGAAACUUCGCUGGCUGUUCCAAAAUGCGACAAAACACCCCACGGAGGGUUAGAGGGCACAUACUUCCUUAACUUUUCAUGCACCUUUUCGUAAACAAACCUUACCCUGGAGAAAGCAGCACAGGUGUGCAUUGGGAUCAUUGUGAUACUGAUCAUACACAACUAUUGGUUCCUCUAUGUCCCUUAUAUGACAUGGCUUUACUUUGACUGGCGUACCCCAGAGCAGGGGGGCAGGAGAUCCAACUGGGUCAGAAGCUGGACCGUGUGGAGGUAUUUUAAGGACUAUUUUCCAAUUCAUCUCAUCAAAACUUGGGAUUUGGAUCCAAGUCACAACUACAUAUUUGGGUUUCAUCCCCAUGGAGUGCUCGUUGCUGGAGCCUUUGGAAAUUUUUGUACGAAUUAUUCGGACUUCGAACAGCUGUUUCCUGGAUUCACUGCAUAUCUCCACGUGCUCCCAUUUUGGUUCCGGUGUCCUCUCUUUCGAGAAUAUCUGAUGAGUAGCGGGCCAGUCUCAGUUUCUAAGAAGAGUGUGUCCCAUGUGCUGAGCAAGGAGGGAGGUGGAAACAUUUCAGUCAUAGUUCUCGGGGGCGCAGAAGAAUCGCUGGAUGCCCAUCCUGGAAAAUUCACUCUGUUCAUCCGCCAGCGGAAAGGAUUUGUUAAAAUUGCUUUGACCCAUGGUGCCUCCUUGGUCCCAGUGUUUUCUUUUGGAGAAAAUGAGCUGUUUAAACAAGUUAACAACCCUGAAGGCUCAUGGCUUCGAACCGUGCAAGAGAGGCUACAGAAGAUCAUGGGGUUUGCUUUGCCUCUUUUCCAUGCCAGAGGGAUUUUUCAAUACAAUUUUGGCCUGAUGCCAUACAGGAAACCGAUCCACACUGUUGUUGGCCGUCCAAUCCCCGUUCAUCAGACUCUGCACCCAACCACGGAACAGAUUGAGGAGUUACAUCACACCUAUAUGGAGGAGCUAAAGAAAUUAUUUGAGGCGCACAAGAGGAAGUAUGGUAUUCCAGAGCACGAAACUCUCAUUUUUAAAUAACUGUACGCUUAGAAGGCACACCAGAGGAUGCGAGAGCAUCCCAUUGGAGAAUACAUAUUUUAAAUAAGGAUUUUCUUCUUUGACUGUGGAGUCCAAUGUGCAACUGGAAAAUAUUAUUUAUGGUGACAGAUGUUGGUGAGUGUCCAUGGGCAAUAAAAAUACAGUAGGUGACUACAGGAGAAGGGUGGAGAAGACUAUAACCCUUCUAAUCAUCCUCCUCGUUUAGGAAGGGCCAGUCAUUUUGCAGGUGAAGAAAAGGUUUAGAAUUAUUCAUGUGCUCAAGAAAAAAAAUAUGACAGCUUCAAAAAAUAAUUAGACCCUUUUACUAAACAUCACAAUAAUUUAAGGUAGUGUUUUCACUAAAUAUGACAGCUGUUGUUUACUGCAGCUGGAGCAGUUAGGAGACCAUGUGUGAAAUAAUUUUCCAUACAGAGCUAGAGGAGAUCUUUUUUUUUUUUUUUUCUGCUUGAACAGACCAUUUUUGGGUGAAUAAUGUUACUUUUCAGGCUUAGAUAAUUUGAUCCCUUUAGGUCAUGUCAACCAACACAUUCUUAUACAAUAGUGCAGAAUUUUUAUGCAGUGGGUGAGAGCGUGUCUCUUCAUUUCUAUUCAUGCUUGGAAACAUUCAUGCUUGUUGUUUGCUUCGAAGCAUGUGCAUUUGCUAUGGACAAGGAGGUCUUUUGGGACACAUGCUUUACAGAACGUUGAAAUUCCGAAAGGUUUUCGUGGUUGUAGAAAUGAUUUGAAUUUUCUUCCCAAAUAGCCUCUUUGAGGAAGACCAGCUAUGAAAGAAAGCGCCCUCUCUGGUUGUCGUGUGUCCAGUUACAACCGUCUGGUCUGGAAGAGAGGCAACCCUGUGCCUCCUGUUCACUGAUACCUCUCUAGUGCCUGCGCCGGGCACAAAAUAAGUACUUGUUUAGUGAAUAUAUUUACGGAUGAGCCCACAAAGGUGAAGAAUUUUUAAAGCUGCACCAUAGGAUGAACCUAUUUUAAGAAAAGACCCAGUUUCAGAAGGAGAGAAUGUGCGGGGUCUGAUUGUCUCAUGCCAGUAAUGGACGAGACCGCAGGCUAGUUUAUAAGAUGCAAGUGAAAAGGAGGUUUCUGAUCAUUAGGCACUAAAAGUUAAGAAAAGGAUUCGGUAAAUAAAUGAGAAGAAUGUCUAGUUUCC